Camponotus floridanus (Florida carpenter ant) is the source of this 1190-nucleotide messenger RNA. RefSeq lists its product as uncharacterized. Bases 549 to 1094 code for a protein of 181 amino acids. Lineage: Eukaryota; Metazoa; Arthropoda; Insecta; Hymenoptera; Formicidae. The record is from RefSeq and is a predicted model, not a curated record. The transcript has 6 exons.
UCAGCGUCUCUGCCAACUCUGGCGAUUUACAGCUACAAUUUUGCUCCUCUCUCGUUACGUGCUUGUUCGUUCAGCGAUACGACUGCAAUUCCGAGGUGAAAAAGUUCUACAGCUUUGCUAAAAAUGUCUUGGCACCUGAAAGUAGGGCGAUAAAGGCGGAACAGGAAAGAAAAAUGUCACCUAUUAAGCAAUCAGGUAACUUCAAAAGAGACACGUAUCGACAUUGUCAAAGUGACAAAAUGAGAGAGAGGGGGGGAAAGUAAGAGAAGGACGAAGUUUCAUCGACUUCGGGGAGACGAGAAACCCCUCGUAUGAUGUACUAAUAAAUGUCGUAAGACGAAGCUCGAAUGUUGGAUCGGACAUACCGGCGAUGGGAAGGGGCGAUCACUUUCUCUUUGUCGGUACAGCCUCGUGGUGCGUCGAGGAACAUUCAGCAACGAGUUUUUACACAAAGCAGUAACACCAGUUACCACCGAUCCAUCGGCUACACCUUUAAUCAGUAGAUCAAAUUCACGCGUUGGUGCCAAAGUCACGCGAUCCGCUACAUAAUGCAAUUAUCAAGGACAUUGUUGCUUUUCGGCUGUUACUUUCUGGCAUUGACGUUCGUGACAGCCGCACCUUCUGGUAACGAGGAGCCAUUUUUCGAGCUUCCGGUGCACCUGAUUGGCUUUCCGGUAAUUAUAGCGAGCGUAAGAAUCGCCAAUUUCUUCAAGAAGCUCGCUUAUAUUUUGAAUCCAGAUACUUAUGUCAGUCGAGUGAAACGAGCACAUCUCUCUACGCACGACGAAGAGAUUUUAAACAUCGACCAAAUUGAAAAGAAGUUAGUAACCGAGUUCGGAAAUAAUGUUUGUAUCUACGAGAAGAUUUGUGUCGAAUAUGCAGAACGAAUGCUUCGAAGGAGAAGCCGGCAACUUGGUGAUUGGAAUAUUCUUGAUUGGGGCGAAGUAUUCAGAGAACACAAAUCAUCGCCCAAUUUGAUGAAGGAAAAUUAUUUGCUGAGUAUCUUCCUGGGCAACAUUAUUAGCAGUCCAAAACUAUGUCAUUCAUUGGCGGAAAGAGGAAGAGCUUGCGAUAAUAGCACUUUGUCGGAUUAGUUGAAAGCACAAUAUGCUUAAAUUCAUUUAAGUGUUUCUGUUGACUUGUAAAUAAUGCCAUGGAUUUGAUUAGAAUCAAAUUAAUUAGUGAUUAUA